UGAAUUUUCUCAGCGAAUUUAGUGAAUCGAGUGAGUUGAGUUUAUUUAAAUUGCUUAUUGUCUGUGGAUUGCCAGUAUUUUCAUAUGUAAUUAUUGUAAAUAAAUAAAGAGGACGUUCCAAGUUUAAAUAGAAAAAAUUUAGCAACGAAUGACUAUAUCUGAAAAUUAAUAUUAAAAUUAAGUGUUUGUGAAAUAAUUGAAGGUAUUGACAUUUUCUAAAUAAGAGAACACGGAGGGAGUUGUUUACGACUGGAAAAAUGCGAAUUUUCUGUCAUACAAUAAUGUGAGGUAGAAAGCUAAGUAGCUUAAUGAAACAUUAAUCAUAAUUCUUCGUAUUGGUUUUGCAUUCGCUCUUCGCCGAGGGAACGAGCGAAGAAUAUGUAAGAAAAUUGUGCUGAGGAUAUAAUACGAUAAUAUGCAAAUAUAAAUAAAUAAAACAUUUAAAAAAUAUAAAAAAAAAACAAUUUUAAAAAGAGCGAAACAGUGUCUUAUAAAACUCAAGUUUGAACUCAUUAAUUAAUUAAGAAAUAAAAUGGGAAAGCUGUUGAGUUUAUUGUCGCGCGACGAUUCAAACUGCUGUGCUGCAAAAUCCUACGAUGUUUUCCUAGACUUUGAGAAUGCCGCACCAACAGAUACAGAGCGUGAGGUUUUUGAAGAAGUUGAACGAGUCCUAAAGGAAUCGGAAAUUGUGUUACAGGAAAUUCAUGUAUAUAAGGGUGCUGGGAAAGAGAUACGUGAGGCUAUUGCUGAUCCUUCGCCCAAAUGUCAGGAAAAAGCAUGGGACGCUGUUUUGCCUUUGGUGAAGAAACUGAGACGUUGCUACGAACAUUCACUAGAGCUAGAAAAAAUAGUUCCGAAAUUAUUGGGUCAAUUGGUUGGUGGUAAACUGAAUCCUACCCAACAUCUGGAGACACAACAAGCUCUAGUGAAACAGCUUGCUGAAAUUUUGGAGUUUGUACUAAAAUUCGAUGAAUACAAGAUGAAGACACCCGCUAUACAAAAUGAUUUCAGUUACUAUAGACGUAUUGUGACUCGACAGCGUAUCGACCAGACAAAUUAUUCGUUAGUGAGCACAGAAUUGGCAAACCGCAUGUCUUUGUUCUAUGCUCACGCUACACCCAUGCUGAAAGUGCUUAGUGAGGCAACAUCAAAAUUUGUUCACGAUAAUGCCAACGAUGUCGAGAAUACGACAGAGACUCUUGGAACUAUGGCGAAAGUUUGUUUAAGAAUGCUUGAAAAUCCCAAAUUACUUCAACAAAUUGAGCGAGAGGAAACACAUCUGCUAGUUCUGCGAGUAAUGGUUGGACUUGUAAUUUUGUAUGAUCAUGUUCAUCCCGUUGGAGCAUUCGCUCGAGGCUCACAUGUAGACGUCAAAGGUUGUGUACGACUGCUACAGGCACAACCGGCUAUAAAGGCAGAACCUUUGUUAAAUGCAUUGCGUUACACGACAAAACACCUUAAUGAAGAAAACACACCGAAGAAUAUACGUAAUUUAUUGGCAGCAUAAUAAUAAAAGCAGACAAGCGUAUAUGCGCAGGACCACACUGCCAUGUACCCGCUACUAUUUUCAAUUACAGUCACUACCAAGCCCGUCACCAUAUGAAACAAAUUAUAAUAUGCAUAAAAAAGGUUUUUUUAUACAUUAGUCUACAAAUACAAAAUUAUUCCAUGCAACUACAUACAAUUUUGUAAAUUAAACAUGAAGUAUAAUCGAAGUCUAAUAACACACGUGUGGACUUCGAAACGAAAGCAUUUAAUAUUAAAAACCGUAACGUUAGCAGUUUUAAUAGGCACAUUUUUGCAUAUGUAUGUAUGUAUAUACAUUUUGUUUUUAGUCACUUAUUGUAUAUGAUUAUAACAUAUUCAUACUAGAAAACGCAUAGCUCAGUCAGUCCUAUUGUUAAAGUUUUAUAAUUUAUAAGUUAUUGAAAUAUCGACGGACACAGCCUACAUAUCCACUUAGAGAAGCAAAACGCAGAGUAAAUCGCAUAACUGGCAUAAUCCAAAUUUUACAAAGGUAUCAUAUACUAAGUUAAAAAAAUAAAAAUACGUCAAAGUUUAGUUAAUGAUGGAAAUUUUAAAUUUAGAAAAUAAUUUAAAUAUUUAGCAAAUAAGAUCACGUUUAUAUAUUGAUACAAAUUUAAGAUUCGCUUGAUUAUAAAAUAUGAGAGGUCAGAAACCCAAACUCAACACGAGUAUUUUAUAAAAUACCAAAAAGUAUAUAUUCUUAAUUGACUUAUUAACCAGUUUAUUUUAUUUAUAAUUAUAAAUAUAUACAUUUAUAGGAAAUAUAUAUUAUUUUAUUGCGUUUCUUUAGUAAAAAUUUAAAUUAAUUUGUAUAUACUUAAGUAUAUGAACAAAUGAAGUGCAUUUAUAACACAAACAACUUAUUUGCAUUAUAGUGCAUGAAGAGAAGAGAAAUUAAGUACAUAUGCGUGUAUAUAUCGAAGUAUAAUAGAACAUACAUACAUGUUUUUAUAAAAUAAAUAUAACGCAACUAAAUGUCGAAGCUAAAUGAACGAAAUUUGUACCGACAAAAAUUUUUGUUAUAUAUAUGUAAGUAUAGGUAAGCAUGAAAGGAAAAUGAAUGAAAUAGAUGCAUAAUUAAACUAUAA
Messenger RNA from Bactrocera oleae (olive fruit fly), 2615 nucleotides. RefSeq names its product CYFIP-related Rac1 interactor B. Lineage: Eukaryota; Metazoa; Arthropoda; Insecta; Diptera; Tephritidae. Gene Ontology annotation, biological process: regulation of actin filament polymerization. Gene Ontology annotation, molecular function: small GTPase binding. The record is from RefSeq and is a predicted model, not a curated record.